CGCCCUCAGGGCUGCCUCACCUGUCUGGAAUGUGGAGCUAGUGAGAGGAAGACGAGUGCACAGAGACGAAGCCCUCUGAACCAGAUGGCAGACAGAAAAGUCGCCCGGCGACGCCGCUGGUGGCGUCUGCAUCAGCGGUGGAGGAUGAUCGGCGUGUUCGAGGUCAACCAGGACAACGACUUCUACCAUCUGACCUCCAUGAUCAAAGAAGGCAUGCACGCCUCCAUCCAGACCGCCGCGGACACGUCAGGACAGGAGACGCCUGCAGCCGACGACGUCAUGGUGGAGAGGAGUCACGAGGGCUUCACCAUGCAGACGUUUGCAGCGCCGCUGUUCGCUGCAGUGAGGCGUUCACUGGACAUCACAGAGCAGGAAUAUACAGACUCCCUCUGCUCGGAGGAAUGCUACCUGCAGUUCGUGAGCAACUCCAAGAGCAAGGCCGACUUCUUCAUCACGAACGACAAGAGGUUCUUCCUGAAGACCCAGAGCCAGCGCGAGGUCCGGUUCCUCCUGUCCAACCUGGAGGCCUACAUGGACCACCUGGAGAAAUACCCCCAUUCCCUGAUAGUGAGGUUUCUAGGUGUCCACAGGAUUGUAAUCCCUAAUCAAAUGAAGAAGUACUUCAUCGUGAUGCAGAGUGUGUUCUACCCCGAUGAGAGGAUCAACAUCAGAUACGACAUUAAAGGCUGUGAGGUCGGGAGGUGGACUGACCCGAAAACCACCGGGGGCAAACAAGUCCUGAAGGUCCUGAAGGACAAUAACUUUGAAGGGCAGUCGAUUGCUUUAGGUCCAGAAACUUCCUGGUUUGCCCACCAGGUGAAGGUGGACGCUGAGUUCCUCCGUGGGCUCAAUGUGCUGGACUACAGUCUCCUGCUGGCCCACCAGCCGCUGCACAGAGACGAGCUGGAGGGGAAACACUCCCUGGCCAACCUGGUUGUGCGCACCACGAAGUCUGUGGAUUUAGCCGACAGUCCCACCGAGUCAACCCCCCCCACCGCUACUCUCCUGAGCGGGACCGUGGGUGGGGCCACGUCCGGUCCCACAGGAAGGCCUCUGGCAGCAGCUGAGGGGCCCGAUGAGGGGAUUCCCCUCCAGGAGAUCAACCCCCUACACGAUGGAACCAGCACGGACACAGACAUGCAGGAGUUCCUCGAGCAUCACCGCCGGCUGCUGCCCAACUGCAAAAAUGCGAUCCACGUGAUAGACGGGCCCGACCGGCGCCACUUUGUGGGCAUCAUAGACAUUUUCACCGUCUACGGCAUUAAGAAGAAACUGGAGAAUCUGUGGAAAUGUCUCCGGUUCCCAGGCAGGGACUUCUCCACAGUCCGGCCCUCCAGAUACUCAGACCGGUUCUGCCAGUGGAUUCAGGACCACUGUGAGUGACUCCACUAAGACCACAUGACAUACCCCGAAUGUACAACCCACACUUUCAAUUUAAUUAAAUUCAGUUUAUUUUGUAUAGCCCAAUAUCACAAAUUACAACCUCCCCUCAGGGAGCUUUACAAUCUGUACACAUACGACAUCCCUGACCUUUGACCUCACAUCGGAUAAUAAAUAAUGAUAAGGGUUCCAGGGUUAAUUAAUAAAUGGAUACAUAAUUGAUUCGCAUACAUAGAAACCUUGUCCGUGAUGUUGGCAGAUUUAGGAGAGGAACUUCCUGUCACCUCCCGUGUGCUUCCUGUUUUAUUUUGAAGUCCUUGUCCCUGGCGUCCUCUUGUUUCCCUGCACUUCCUGUCCCUGUGAUGGUCUUCCCCGUGUCGCCUGGUUCAUUCACUGUAAGCCCCGCCCUCAUUGGUUCCACCUGUGUCUCGUUCCCCUGUGUGUUUAGAAACGUGACACAACGUGACACUCCCAUUGCUAUUGGUUUAUUAUGUAUUUCAAGUCUUUCAGUUGAGUUUGCCUCUUUCUUUUUAUACAUAAACUGUGUUUUAUG
Messenger RNA from Pseudoliparis swirei, 1933 nucleotides. RefSeq names its product phosphatidylinositol 4-phosphate 5-kinase-like protein 1. The record is from RefSeq and is a predicted model, not a curated record. The coding region runs from base 85 to 1383 and encodes 432 amino acids. Lineage: Eukaryota; Metazoa; Chordata; Actinopteri; Perciformes; Liparidae. Gene Ontology annotation, biological process: phosphatidylinositol metabolic process. The transcript is spliced from 10 exons. Gene Ontology annotation, molecular function: phosphatidylinositol kinase activity.